Messenger RNA from Portunus trituberculatus (swimming crab), 5453 nucleotides. Its product is annotated as protein abrupt-like. Lineage: Eukaryota; Metazoa; Arthropoda; Malacostraca; Decapoda; Portunidae. The transcript is spliced from 9 exons. Gene Ontology annotation, molecular function: protein binding. Bases 290 to 1660 code for a protein of 456 amino acids. Gene Ontology annotation, biological process: regulation of transcription by RNA polymerase II. The record is from RefSeq and is a predicted model, not a curated record. Gene Ontology annotation, cellular component: nucleus.
ACUGUUUACAAACAAGUGAAGGCAUAAAGCAAACUCAGCUUAUAACGGCGAUGAGAGAAGUGUUUCCUCUGGUCCUUGAAUAUCCUUUUCCUGUAAAAGAAAGAAAAAAAGAAAAUAUAUAAUUGUUUGUUCUUAUGGUGUGUGUGUGUGUGUGUAUGUAAAGUUAAAGUGACAGAGGUUUCUGGAAAUGUAGAGAAGUUGGCGGGAAGUAAGACUAAGAAGGAUACGUGAUCUGUGUCACGGCGGAGGUCAGGCUGCCUGUAAGACGCUGGUGCAGACGGGGUCCAGGAUGGAGAGUGACCUGCUUGCGCUACACUGGAUGGAGCACGCUUCAGUUUUUAGUCAAGCCAUUGGAAACUUACGGAACAAGACUAGUUACACUGAUGCAACAUUAGCUUGUGAAGGAAAUUUUUAUCCUGUUCAUAAGUUUGUCCUCUCAACAUGUAGUCAGUAUUUUAAUGCUAUCUUUGAAUGGACACCAUGUAUAAAUCCAGUAGUUGUCAUCAAUAAUGUAACUUCUAAAGAAUUAGAAGCUCUUCUUGAUUUCAUGUACAUGGGAGAAGUCAGUGUGAAAGAUUCUUUGAUCCCAGACAUUAUGCGUGCUGCAGAAUGCCUAAGAAUUCGUGGGUUAUCUCUUCUUGAUGAUGAUGGUGUCAAAACCAACCUGAAAAAUAAAAAUAAGACUGACUCAAGUGGGCCUGCUCGCAAGAAGAGAAGGACAUCACUAUCCAAGAAAAAAGUUCAAGCGCCUGCUUCAAACAACAUCCCAUCUACAAGUCAUGCAAUGGAAACGAAUAACUAUGUUGCUGUUUCUACACCAGCCCCAACACCAGUUCAUUGCUAUGAUAAUGAAGGAACCUUUAAUCAUGUCGAGAAUCAAACACCUGACUUUACUCCCAUAGAAGAGCCACCCAGACACCUUUCAGAGUCUCAGGACUAUAAUACUGAGCUGACUCAUGCUCCUCUACAAAAUAAUGCCCCAGCACAUUUUCUGCAAACACAGAUGUCUUCCUCCCCACAGCCACAUGUAGCUGUUCAGCCAUUACCACCUAUGCAGCCUUCUAAUACCAUCAUCAACCAUCGUAAUAAAAUCUCCCCGCCACAUUUUCCAACAACAUCACAUUCAAGUGCCCUUGAUCAGUCCUCUCAUGAACAGAUAUCUGAUACUUCUUUGCAUCCUGCAGUUGAUAUUAUGAAGUCAAGGAAAAUAGAACCUGUAGAAACAAAGCCACAACCACAUAUUCCUCAAGCUACAGUGUCCUCAGAAGAAAUUCCUAAUAUGCUACACAGUUUUGUUGAUAUGCAGCCUCAGUAUGAUACCAAGCUUGAACCAAGAGAGGAAGUUGCUACUUUCCAUGCUGUGGAACCCAGUCAGAACUUGUAUGAAUUCACUGAUGACCUGCCUUCAGCCUCAACAGCACCAACAUCUCAGCAAGAACUUUGCUACCAAAAGCCACUCGCGGGGGGAGCUGUAGUGUUGCCAGGUGAGGUAUGCCUUGCACCUGGGCCUUGUGGAACACCACCAGUGCUGCGACGUCACAACGAUGUUCCAGCGUGUCCAGGGAUCUCUCUUCCUGUUGUGGAGGCGGCGGGGGGGGUGUAUCCUCCAACAGCCGCUGCACACAUCGCUCGAUCUUAUCCAGCCGUUGCAGGUGUGUAGCCGCGCUGGAUAUACAGGUCAGGACCCCAUACUCCAGGUAGGGUCUUAUCUGGGCCUUGUACAGCAGUUGGAUUCCACGUUUGUCCAGUAAUCCAACUACCCUUCGUAAGUCAGAGACCCGGAGAGAGGCUUGUUGGGCAACGUGCUUGAGGUGGCGGUCAAAUCGGAGCUCUCGGUCUAGGUCCACUCCAAGAACUUUGAUAUAUUCCUGGAGUGGGAGGGUGAUGGAGCCAAACAUCACCUUUCCUUCAACCUCCUGCCUUGCUGCUAGAGACCGAGAGAUCACCAUUGCCUGUGUCUUCUCAGGGGCGAACUGCACCUGCCAGCGCUUUCCCCACUCUUGUAUCACGCCGAGUUGUCGGUUGACAUCAUCGAUGGCAUGACAACAAUUCUGACGAGGGUAGGAGAUGGACAGCGUGGAGUCAUCAGCAUAUGCGGAGAUUGCUGGCAGGCUCCUGAGAAGGUCGUCAAUAUACAGGUUCCAGAGGACCGGUCCCAGCACAGAUCCCUGAGGGACUGAGGCUCCCACUGGAAGGUCCCCUGACUGCUGCCCGAUGACGACGACAUGUAGGGUUCUUCCUUGUAGGUAGUCGCUCAUCAACAUUAGCAGGUGGCCUUGUAUGCCUUUGGCACGAAGCUUUUCAAGCAGGCCUGCAUGCCAUACCCGAUCAAAGGCUCCUGCUAUGUUGAGGGCGACUACAAGGGUGUCCAGGCCAUUGUCCAGGGAGUCCUGCCAAUCCCUCUCUCUCUCUCUCUCUCUCUCUCUCUCUCUCUCUCUCUCUCUCUCUCUCUCUCUCUCUCUCAGCUCUUUGUUGGGAAAUGUUGCUACUUACUGAUAAUUGUAUCAACACUUGCCAUGUACAUACUCUUUUCAUGUGUAUUUACAGAAAUCGACAAAGGAAGAAACUGCAGAAACAUCCAGCCAUGAUGAAACGUUACUUGACUACCUGGACAAGAGGGCAAGUCAAAGUUAGGUGACAGACAUAUAGAUAGGUGGAUUUUUGUGGAAAAUAAUGGUUGCCAGCACAAUCUUCACCCAGGAAUCACAUGAAAUGACUGGAAGGUCAAGUGUAGUUAACCAGAAGAAUUUGGCUCAACCAAAAACUUAUAUUUGGUGUGAAGAAUGGGCAUUAUAAUGCAGUUGCACUGUGGCAAUAGUUUUUUUUUUUUUUUUAUCUGCCCAUGGAAUAAAUGAUGUAGUUUUAUGUGUAGAAUCAUGUGAGAGCUUAAAAUUUGAAGACUUUUUUUUUUGGUAAAUUUUAACUUGAAAUUCUACCUAAAUUCAGUAUUCCCAGCCUUUUACCAACACCACUAAAUAGCUAACUUAGAGUAAAGUGAGUGUAUCAGUUUGAUUUUAUAGAAUGAAAAUGGAUUCAUAAUAGUGAAAUGAAUGAUCAUGAUACAACUGGUACAUUUAAUAUUCCUUUAGAAAACAAUCAUCAAAUACAAUAACUGGUUUUACUGUCAUGAUCAUAUGUUGCUGCACACCAUAGAGAACAUGUCUUUCUUGCUUCUGUUCUUACUUAUCACCUCCCUGUUGACCACCUGAGCUCAGAUGUAGCCUUCUCUCUUCUCCUGGCUGUACACAUGAUUGCUGGCCUCACUCACUUGCUGCACACAGUACUCUAUACUCUGGGUGUGUGAGGGCCAGACAUAGACAUACAUGGGGUUGUUCAGGAAAUCUCACCGCCAGCUUGGAUGUUAUCCAGAUAUAUGAGAUCAGUGAGGAUCUUAGUUUGUAGAUUGAUUUCAGGAAUCUUCCUGACUCUGAAGGUAUCAUUACCAACUGAUUCAUCAUGCCCAGAUUCUCCCAUAAGUCUCAUAUCAAAGAUCUUCUUGACUGUUGCUCUUUUCUCCUCCUCAUCCUUACUGCAGAGCAUUGCCUGCAGAACUGGCUCAGGAUGAGCAUGCAUGGGUAUGAUGCCCCAUCGUCAUCACGGAAUCUCUUUGGAACUCGGGCAUCCCUGGACAUCGCAUUUAGGGGACCGUCCAGUGAGGUUUUUGAAAAAUCGAAAAUAAAGAGAAGAGGAAUCCCUGCCAGACGCAUAACACAUUUCAGCAGACGAGCAAGGAGCUUGGAUGAUCACAGUGGUUCUCUUGCUACCGAGUAAGCCACUAUCCUUUCGUGAUCUCAUUGCCAGAUCUCAUAUAAUCAGCCUGUACUGUAAUUUCAUCCUGUCCCAAAGGACCAUUAUGGAUGCUUUCAAGUCGUCCAACGUCUCUGUGGAGAAUUAUGAAGCCAGCUGCAGGAGGAAAUUUGAGGCUGACAAUGUCAUCUACGAGAGACUAAUCUUUCUUCAACAGCAGAAGUUUUGUCAACGGCGACAACAAGUCGGAACGAAGAUUCAUCCAGAGAAAGGCAGUCACAUUCCAGUGGGAUGCAUCACAGAUCUUGUACUUUACUGGAGCGGGUGACAGCAAGCGGCGGUAAGUGAUACGCACCAUGGAGAAGCUUGCUGACGUGCUGUGGUUUCACCACAGUAGCCCGAUUUCAGGUGAUAGUGGUGUGCAGGCAACAUAUAACAGGGUUGCCGCAGUGUACUACUGGAGAAGUAUGAGAGAAGAUGUCAAACACUACAUACACCAGUCACAUAAGGAAGAGAAACCAUGCACAUGUCCGUGUCACUUGUUGGUCACAGUCAACUUCCCAACAAUUUGGGAGUGAGGGGAGCGGAGGUUAGAACAUUUAGAGGUCCUGGAGGUAAAGCUUAUAAUUUUUGGAAUGAUGAGCGUAUGUGCUCUGUACUGAAUUGGGAACAUGACCUGUGUAUUUUAUGGAUAGGGUCUAAUGCCAUAGAUGAUGAUUCUGAAGUGCAAGAAAUAGUAGACAAUAUAGUGUCCAUCAGGGACUCCAUAGUUGAAAACUGUGGAGCUGAUGUAAUCGUAGUUCUGGUGGAACCACGAUACUACCCAGAUGAUUAACCUGUGUCUGACCGGUAUCGUCAUAUUCAAAGGGGCAUAAAUCGUAAACUAAAGAGAGAAUUGUCAAAUGAUAGUUUCAUUCAGUUCAACAUGCCUGUAUAUGAAGAGCUGUUGAGCUCAGAUGGGGUACAUUGGACUUAUGAAGGGAAGCAGAUGAUUAAAAAGAAACUCAGAAAUGUCAUUCGGAGAUACUUGAACUGAGACGAUAGCUAGUAAAUACCUGAAAAGACUCCUGCUACAUUAAAGGGUUAAGUAAAAGGGAAAGUGUGGUUUAAAACCAACUGUUGUCUAGCAGGUUAUGUGUAUUUAGAUAUUAAAUAUAUGUAUAAGAUAUGAAAUAUAUGUAUAAGAUAUGAAAUAUAUGUAUAAGAUAUGAAAUAUAUGUAUAAGAUAUGAAAUAUAUGUAUAAGAUAUAAAAUAUAUGUAUAAGUAAUAUGCAAUCUUAAAAUUUAAGAAAGAAAAGAAUACAUGAUAUAUGUAUGUAUAUAUCUAUAUCUUUGUCACUACAAUUUUGUUAAGUGUUAACAAAUAUUAAUUAAUUAGUAUAGAUAUUUCAAAACUAUCAGAAAAAAACUGCGUGAUUUAUGUAUCUUUAUAUUCGUCACCGUGCACAGUUUUAUUGUGUCAACAAAUAUUAAUUAUUUGAUAUUCAGGAAAUAUAUGUAGGCAAUAUGAAUUUCAACUAAAAUGAAAAAAAAAAAAAUACAUAUAUGAUUUACGUCUAUUAUACCUUUGUCACCACAAUUUUUUUGAGUGCAAACGAAUGCUAUUUACUUGAUAUUGUGAAAAAAAUAUAUGUAAGUAAUAUGCAUGUAAACUAUAAGAAACAUCAGGAAAAAAAAACAAGGUAAAUAAAGUGCUAUUACUCCAA